CUAGAGUUCACCUCUCUCUCACUUACUACUUCUUGCUUACUUAGACGCUGAAUCAAAUCAUCCUAGUACUCAACAUUCCCAACACAUCAUGUGUCACAGAAGCUGGAAGCGAGGCAAAUAUGACACUCCAAACCCAUGGGCCUGGAACGGCGGCUUCCCCUACGGUGGAAGCCACAACAGCUUCUCUUGGAACAACAACACCGGAAAUACCACCUCGACCAACUGUGGCAACACGACUUCGGAGAACUGCGGUAAUACGACCACCAACUACAACAGCAGUAGGAAUGUGACCACAUGGACCGAUACUGCAACCGCCCACCACAACAGUAAGAGUGGGAACAGGACCACCCGAACCAGUGAUAUCUCGGCGAAUAGAGGAAAUGCGAGUAAGGGGGGCGCCACGGGUGGCGGGUCCGAUUUGGCAUCUUUUUUCUUCAAGGUGCCGGAUGAUGUUGUGGUUGGUAGUGGUGAGCGUAUAUUUUUCGGUUGAUAGACUUGAUUUCUCAAAGGGGCUGAGAGGCUUUGGCUGCUCCGCACAUCGAUCUGCGUUCUAUAAUAACGAGUCAUGAAUUGGUCGAGCGAUCGGUCGAAUUAAUGGUGUCUGGUUCCGGGAGAGAAUGAGUAAAUUUCGUCACUCUGGUGUUCUUUUCGACACUUCAUUGGCUUUUGGUGUUGUUAUUUGUAUUACUUGAGCUCUCAUACGCAUCUUUUCAGCAUCGUUUGUAUGGCGUUUGCUUGUUUGCCGUUCUUGAUGUUUGACAUUGGACUAUUCGAAGUUCUCCACACUUGUCUAUGAGCAG
Molecule: messenger RNA, 800 nt
Organism: Aspergillus neoniger CBS 115656
Lineage: Eukaryota; Fungi; Ascomycota; Eurotiomycetes; Eurotiales; Aspergillaceae
Exons: 2
Coding region: 89-490 (133 amino acids)
Source: RefSeq, a predicted model, not a curated record